Molecule: messenger RNA, 1848 nt
Organism: Striga asiatica
Lineage: Eukaryota; Viridiplantae; Streptophyta; Magnoliopsida; Lamiales; Orobanchaceae
Source: the annotation of a GenBank genome assembly
AUGAGAAUCGAUAGAACCAAAGAACUCUACAAAUCGCCCCCAUAUAUCGAUCAAAUUCUUCCCCAAAAUCGCGCAGACUUCCAAUCGUCCUUAAGCCCCCAGUCUUCGAACGCCAUUAAACCCCAGAAAUCGACGAGCAGCGGCCUUCCUCGUCCAGCAGAACCGCCGACGAACCAGUCGAGAAAUUCUCGUCGGCGACCUUCAACAGCAGCGGCCUCCUUCUGUCCGUGCUCGUUGGUCAAUAGCGAGAAUCCCAGCCGUAGAGCAGCAACAUCCGCCGUCGCGAGCACCAGCAAGCCGGAAUCCGCGACCCCCGACAACCAUCGCGGCCACUGUGAACUGCCGAGCCUUUCGUCGGCGACUUCCAGCAGUCGUGCGUGGCUAGGAGCGGGCACCGUUCUCAGGCAGGCGACCUUCGAGCAUAGCAGCGGCACCCCGUCGGCCUUCGUUCAGGCCCGAACAGCAGCAGCAGCGGCCGUGCGUGAAAAAUUGAUAGCCGAGAGCGAGCCGGGAGAUAAUCAGCUAGUAGUCGACCCUUCCCGACUAGACGCGACAUGCUUGUAUAUUGCUGUUAAUGUGAAAUUUCAAAGCCUUCGAUGUGAGUUGUACCGAUCGUCGAACGGUUAUUCCCGUGGCUAUAGAACGUACCCGUUAGGUAGUCUCCUUAUUAUUGUGAGCCGUAAGACCUGGGUUAAAGGUCCCAGUGGUCCCAGUGCUGGACGACCCUCGUUGGUUACAUGGUAUAUUUCGCUCGCAAGGGCGAAAGCCGAUGAAAAGGCAAUUCCAGGUGGGCUAGUUGUUUUGCUCACCCCCCCCAAUUUAUCUUUUCAGGUAAAGCGGUUGGCGUCAGACACGAGACUUAGUAUUCAUAUGCUCUGCUUUGUCAUAAUUGAAAAGAAAGAAAGUUUUCGGGACGUGAAUCCUAAGAACUUAAAACUGAACAGUGGAAAUGCUUCGAAGUAUAUUCCCCAAGCGCUGUUUUUAUGCAGCCGCUACAUUGUCUUCUCCACGGCCAUGGCUUUUGGUCUGGUCAAUGGCGUUCCAGUUUUCUUGGCAAAGCCUCAGACUUACAUGAAUUUGAGUGGUCAAUUUAUUGGUCCCCUUGCGGCUUAUUAUAAGCUUCCUCUUAAUAGAGUGCUAGUGGUUCAUGAUGACAUGGAUUUACCUUGUGGAGUUCUUCGUCUUAAUUCUUUGGGAAAUCACGGAAGUCACAACGGGCUUAAAAGCGUGAUCCAUCAUUUUCGGGGGAAUAAAGAAUUUCCUAGGCUAAGAAUUGGUAUAGGGAGGCCGGCUGGUCAAAUGGAUCCGAAAGCAUUUUUACUCCAAAAGUUCAAUGCCAGUGCUCGAGAGCGGAUUGAUGGUGCAUUGGUAGAAGGUGUUGAUGCUCUUGAACAGCUUUUGUCAAAAGGCUUGACAGAAGCUUCUAGAUACUUUAAUAGGGAUCAGAAGUACAAACACAUUAGGCUGCAGACAAUGCCCGUCUGACUCAAUAAUCUAAGAACUACAUUUCCUCUUUGUUGAUGAUUUCCGUGAAGAAUUGAAAGACAUGCACCAGUGAAGGAGUCUUCUUUAAUCAUUGUUUUCCCUUGCUUAAGUUUGAAAAUUCAUUUUAUUAGUUUGUUAAACUUGAUUAGCAUUUGACCCUAGUUUGAAAAUCCUUCAAGUUAAAUGUGAAGGGCAGCUUUAGGCUUGUUAUUCGUCCUUAGCUCAUCUAGUCUUGGUGUUGUUAGUGUAAUUACCUAAAAACAACAAAAUUGUUUGAGAAAUUUCAUGGCAGCUCCACUUUUUCUGUUUUAGGAUAUCCCUUGGAGCAUUAGUACAGCAAUCGGCAGUUGAGGUUCUUCAAUU